Aspergillus welwitschiae is the source of this 732-nucleotide messenger RNA. RefSeq names its product L-threonylcarbamoyladenylate synthase. Bases 1 to 732 code for a protein of 243 amino acids. Gene Ontology annotation, molecular function: nucleotidyltransferase activity; double-stranded RNA binding; tRNA binding. Gene Ontology annotation, cellular component: cytoplasm. The record is from RefSeq and is a predicted model, not a curated record. Gene Ontology annotation, biological process: regulation of translational fidelity. The transcript has a single exon. Lineage: Eukaryota; Fungi; Ascomycota; Eurotiomycetes; Eurotiales; Aspergillaceae.
AUGGCUUCUCCAAACCCCAAAACCAAAACAAUCCCCCUACCUGGCCACUUCCCCAACACCACCUCCGACGCCCAGCGCGUUUUCGAUGUUCUCCAACUUGGAGGCAUCGCCAUCAUCCCCACAGAAAUCGGCUACGGCCUCCUAGCCUCGUCCGUCGAGGCCAUCGAGCGAGCUUUCUCCGCGAAACGACGUCAGCCAGGACACACCCAUGGUCUAAUCGGAUCCUACGAGCUGCAUCAUGAACUACACGUUCUCGAACCCGAGAGGUUCGAAAUGACGCGCGUUCUCACUCAUGACCUCGAUAUGGGCUUAGGCAUCGUGGCUCCUUAUAAAGCGGACCAUCCCAUUCUGGCCAAAUUUACACCGAAAACGCUAGCCAACGUGGUCAAGGAUGACACGAUAGCAAUGUUCGUGGGUGGGGGCUCGCUGUUACGGGAGAUUUGUAGGCUGAACUAUGAGGCUGGGCAGGUGAUGGUCGGAUCUAGUGCGAAUCUAAGUGGGAGAGGGCAGAAGUUCCUCGUUGAGGAUAUUGAGGAGGAGAUUAUAGAGGUCGCGGAUUUGAUUGUUGAUUAUGGGUUGCAGAGGUAUCAUGUUUAUGGGAGGGCGUCGAUUGUGAUGGAUUUUGGGGAGAUGAAGGUUCUUCGUAUGGGGUCGUGCUAUGAGCUUUUUAGGGAGAGGAUGGGUAGGUUCUGGGGGGUGGAGUUGCCAGAAGAUCCAGUGUAUAAGACUUAA